This is a messenger RNA of Oryctolagus cuniculus (rabbit), 4761 nucleotides long. The record is from RefSeq and is a predicted model, not a curated record. Lineage: Eukaryota; Metazoa; Chordata; Mammalia; Lagomorpha; Leporidae.
UCUCUCCCUCCCUCCCUCCCUCCCUUUCAAUGAAAAAGAGAAUCACUGGGACAAGAGAGGGGACAAGCCCGUCGUGAGCUCACCGGCGACCACCUCCCCAAAGUGGCUUCUGUCACCGUGGAUUCUCACCAGUUCACAGAUGGGGAAACCGAGGCCCAGAGAAGCGAGGGCCUUGGCCAAGGUCACAGCACUCACAUGGCAGAGCCAGGUCUCUCUGGGGCUUGGACUACCCGGAAAAACACAGAUGGGCACAAGUUCAAGUCUUGGCUGCUCCACUUCCAAUCCAGCUCUCUGCUGUGGCCUGGGAAAGCAGUGGAAGAUGGCCCAAGUGCUUGGGCCCCUGCACCUGCAUGGAGGACCUGGAGGAGACACCUGGCUUCAGAUAGGCCCAGCUCCGGCCGUUGUGGCCAUUUGGGGAGUGAACAAGCAUAUAGAAGACCUCUCUCUCUCUCUCUCUCUCUCUCUCUCUCUCUUUCUCUCUCUCUCUCUCUCUCUUUCUCUCUCUCUCUCUCUCUCUCUCUCUCUCUCUGCAACUCUGCUUUUCAAAUAAUCUUUAAAAAAAUAAAAGUGGGGCCAAAGCUGUGGUGCAGCAGAUUAAUGCCCUGGCCUGAAGCGCUGGCAUCCCAUAUGGGCGCCGGUUUGAGACCCGGCUGCUCCACUUCCGAUCCAGCUCUCUGCUGUGGCCUGGGAAAGCAGUAGAAGAUGGCCCAAGUCCUUGGGCCCCUGCACCUGUGUGGGAGACCUGGAAGAAGCUCCUGGCUCCUGGCUUCAGAUUGGUGCAGCUCUGACCGUUGUGGCCAACUGGGGAGUGAACCAUCAGAUGGAAGACCCCCUCCCCCACCGUGUAACUCUGACUUUCAAAUAAAUGAAUAAAUCUUUUUUUUUUUAAGUGACCCAGUGCAUGGGAGCUCUGUCUCUGUCUGCCUUAGACAUAAACAAAAAUUUUUUUUAAAUAAAUUUCAGGGCAGGCGCUGUGGCAUAAUGGCUUAAACCGCUGCCUGCAGUGCCGGCAUCCUAUAUGGGCGCUAGUUUGGGUCCCGGCUGCUCCCCUUCCCGGCCAGCUGCCUGCUAAUGCGCCUGGAAAAGCAGUGGAAGAUGCCCCAAUCCUGGGGCCCCUGCACCCACGUGGGAGACUCAGAAGAAGCUCCUGGCUCCUGGCUUUGGCCCAGCCCUGGCUGUUGUGGCCAUUUGAGGAUGGAACCUGUGGAUGGACCAUCUCUUCCCUCCCUAACUCUUUCAAAUAAAGUAAAAAUUUUUUAAAAGAAGAUAUUUCAUUUGGGAAAGAGCUCCUCUCCAUUCUUGCCAUCCAUCAUUUUUCCUUAAAAUACGUAGCAGGAAAGCAGCUCGUGUGAACACAACCUCACCAGGUAUCUACUGGGUGUCUUUGUUAAAAGGUCAGGGGAUUCGAGGGACUGGCGACCCAGGCACCGUUCUAAGCCCUUCAGCAACGCCUGUCCUCAGAUGGGCAGAAGAGGUGGAGGGAGAGCAAAUUCCAGACCCCGCCCGCUCCCAGAGAUCCGGCUCUGCAGAGCUGCCCCCCCCCCCCCCCCAGCAGGAAGUGACCUCCUGUUUCAACAGGUGUGGCCCACACCCCUCUGGGGGGUCAUGGUUGUGGAUGGAAGUGAGGAGGCAGCCCCUGCCCCACCAGCGGCCGCCUGCCGCCCGGCACCUGUGGCCUAAAGCAAGGGCUGCGCGUGGCGGGAGAGCCCAGCCGCGGGGCCCUCAUCCCUGGGCGUCUAAGCCGCCCCAGGAGCGGUGGGAAGGCCUCGGGCGGGCAUCACCGCAUCCUGGCGGCCCCGCCCCCCACGCCUCCGUCUCCUCGCCGGUGCAGUGAGGGGGUUGGCUGGGGAGAGGCUCGUGCCCCCCGCCCCCCGCCCCCCGCCCCCCACGCCUCCUCUCCUCGCCGGUGCAGUGAGGGGUUGGCUGGGGGAGGCUCCUUACUCAGGAGUCUGGGGCCCGCACGGCUCGGAUUCAUCCACUCGCUGAGCAGUCUGCCACGCGGGGGCCACGUUUAAGGCCGUGCUGCCGCCCGCUGCGCUGCUGGUGUGCUCCCCCGCUCGGUGACGGCUCAGUGUUUGUGCUCCACACCCCUCCCCCUGCCCAGACCCACCUGCUCCAGGGCGGUGGGGUCUGGAGGUGGGGUCUUCAGGAGGAAGUUGGGUCUCCAUGAGGUCACGGGAAAGGUACCCCCGCAACAGGAUUAGGGUCCCUACAAGAUGAAAAGGGGCCAGCGCCUCCUCUCUGCCACGGGAGGGCACCUGCGCCCGGCGCUCACGGGGCCCAGCCUACUGGAUCGCGUCCCGGCAGCCUGAGCUGAGACUCCAUGAGGGUCACUCGGGGCGGCCACCUCUGGGGCAGCCUCACCCCGCCACUUCUGGGAAGACGCUGCCCGGGCGCCCCGGCCCCUCCCUCCCUGCCACGCCUGUUCCCAGCCGCCCCCUCAGGAAGAUCAAGUCAUAAAAGCUUCUUCCAGGACUGUGCCCCUGGAAGGAGCCACACCUGCCCAGGCUCUGUUCUCAGGGCAGCCGGGGCGUGGAGGGGAGGAUGGGGGUGGGGUGGGGGUGCUCAGGCCCCGGAACAGGGGCUGCAGUGGGGACACUCGGCCCCAGGCCCUCCCCUCCAGCGGGUGUCCUUGGGGUUACGUCAUGCACAGGCCCUCCCAGGUUCCUCCCUGUGGACCUCCCGGACCGACUUAAUGAGCCCCGCAGGAGCCCGCCUCAGGCAAGACCCCCCAGCUCUCCUCAUGUCUGGGAAGCAAAAAUAGAGUUCAAACUCAGUGUGCAGGGUGUCCCACUCAGCCUGUGCCCCGGUGCAAGGAGGCAAGGCCCAGCCGUGGGGCCCAAGGCCACAUGCCCACCCCAGCGUUUCUAAUCCUGAGCCUCGUGCAGGACCCUGGAGUGCAGGCUGUGUCUCCGUGAAUGCAGCCCAGCCGGAAAGAGCUGGGUUUGCUCAUCUCCUUUCCCUUCCCCAAGAGGACUCCGAAAAACAGAGGGCACUGGCAGGUCACUGCUGCCAAGGGACACCCAGGACUGCAGGAGGCUCUGCUCUGCCUGCUUAAGCCAUGCACCUCCAUGGGGACCAGGGGCCGCUGACCGGGGCCGACCCCGAGGAGCUCCAGAGGCAGCUGAAGAAGAAACAGAAAAACCGGGCAGCCGCCCAGCGCAGCCGGCAGAAGCACACGGACAAGGCGGACGCCCUGCACCAGCAGCAUGAGUUCUUGGAGAGACACAACCAAGCCCUGCGGAAGGAAAUCCAGGCCCUGCAGGCGGAGCUGGCGUGGUGGAACCGAACCCUGCACCUGCACACGCACCUGUGCCCAGCGGUUUGUGCUUCCUGCCCGACUCCUGUGCCCCCCGGCUGCUGGAGCCAAGCUGAGCGGCCCCCGGGCCUUGCACCCCACGGAGGUGACUGCCAGAAGCAGCUGGGCCCGCUCCAGACCCCAGCGUGCUCGCCAACAGCUCAGCAACUCUCCCCAGGGCCUCGGCCUCUUGAUUCCCCUGGCCUCUUCCUGUCCCCGCCCCCUUCGCUCUCCCUCACCUCUGGCCCUGAUGUGACGACCACACCUCCCGCCCAGGUGUCCCCUAGCCCUGUCCUGGCUGCCUCGCCUGCUGGCUCCAGCCCCAUGGGGUCUUCUUCUAAGCUCGGGGCCCUCCUGCCCAGCCCCCCAGCCCCGCACGCCCCUCCACAGCCCCUUGGGCUGGAGGACCCCGCUCCGGGAAAACUGGGAGCCGGUCCUCCCAACCCGUCAGCUGCUCUGGGGCCUGCUGGCCUGCGGGGCAGGGAGCGUGAGCCUGCUGUCUGGGCUGCAGACUGGCUUGAGCUGGGCGUGGCUCCCGGCCCCUUCCCACUGCUCUCCUCGGCUCAAGUCCACUUCUGACCGCUCCCCAGAGUGGCCUCCGCACAUGGGCCUCUCCCCCAUCGCUGCCGGAGGCCGCCCUUCCGCAGACAGCUGGCCCAGGCCUUCACUGGGGAAGAAGAUGUGUCACUGUGGUCCUUCCCCUGGGACGGGCCCCCACACUGCCACCUCACAGUCGCCCUGCCGAGCAAGACACCAGUGAUGUGUCCGAGGUCACACAGCCUCUCCUCUGCUGAUGGGAUCCCGGCCCAGGUGCCCUAGGGGCUGAAGUCCCGGGAAAUGGGGGCUGGCAGGAGCAGGUCUGCAUGCUGGGAGCUGUGUUGUGACUCCUGGGGCCAAAGCCCUGCAGUUCCGGAAGCCAGCCCUUGCUGGACCCAUGUGGAGGCCGAGCCAGAGGAGGGAGGGAGGGCAGAAGCCUGGAAGCUGACUGUUCCCCCAGUAGUCAGAGCUGGGACGAGGCUGGCUCCCUGCCCUGCCCUGCCCUGCUCCGUGGGCCCUGGGUGGCUUCCCGCCACGCCACACUGAAGGGGCCGGAGGAGAACGAGGGCAGGGACAAGGCUAUUUCAGGCAGGUCCUAGACUUGAACCAAACAGCAGUGAGGUCUGGGUCUCCUCCAGCUGCACCCCACCCCUGUGCGGCCCCCAGCCCCCCGGGAACCCCCAGGCCCUCGAGGCAGCUCCUCGCACUGCCCCUUGGCCUGGGCUGAUGGCAGCUGGACGAGCAGGACUGGGGGUCUCGGGCUCAGACCAGGAUAAGCACUCGGGUGACCCAGGAUAAGAAACCACGGAGCUCCUCCCAGGGUUUUGUACGACACGCGCUCCUGGAGGCCGAACACAGGUCUCGGCGCCCAGGUGAUGGCUGGCAAAUAAAGGGUUUUCCGGUCGUCUUGGCUUGAGUCUUUUAAA